Messenger RNA from Magallana angulata, 657 nucleotides. RefSeq names its product histone H2B-like. Gene Ontology annotation, cellular component: nucleosome. Gene Ontology annotation, molecular function: structural constituent of chromatin; DNA binding; protein heterodimerization activity. Lineage: Eukaryota; Metazoa; Mollusca; Bivalvia; Ostreida; Ostreidae. The transcript has a single exon. The record is from RefSeq and is a predicted model, not a curated record. The coding region runs from base 175 to 546 and encodes 123 amino acids.
UGAGAUGAUCCACCAAUCACAACGCUCGUUUUAAACGCACCUCGGGCGUCCUGACCAAUAUGAUGUUUACAAAGACGUCCGCAAUUUACCUGUACGCUUCAAUCCGCCUCUUGUUAUAUAUAAAUCUACCGAGAGCAAUGCGCCAUUCAUAGUUUCAGUCUUCACACUGUAAACAUGCCACCCAAAGUUGGAUCUAAAGGUUCUAAGAAAGCUGCCACCAAGGCUAAGGCCCAGAGAACUGGGGACAAGAAGAAGCGCAGGAGGAGGAGGGAAUCCUACGCUAUCUACAUCUACAAAGUCUUGAAACAGGUGCACCCUGACACUGGAGUUUCCAGCAAGGCCAUGAGCAUCAUGAAUUCUUUCGUCAAUGACAUCUUCGAGAGAAUUGCCGCUGAGGCCUCCCGUCUGGCCCACUACAACAAACGCUCAACCAUCACCAGCAGAGAAAUCCAGACUGCAGUCCGCCUUCUCCUGCCAGGUGAAUUGGCCAAGCAUGCUGUCUCUGAAGGUACCAAAGCUGUCACCAAGUACACCAGCAGCAAGUAAACUGCAGGGAUAUGUAGUUGACAUAACCAAACGGCCCUUUUCAGGGCCACACAAUUUUUUCGAAAAGCUACCAUCAUUACAAUACGCAGUUACUGGUACAUUAAAUUUGUG